This is a messenger RNA of Fusarium sp. VM40, 2340 nucleotides long. The record is from the annotation of a GenBank genome assembly. NCBI's taxonomy places the organism in Eukaryota, Fungi, Ascomycota, Sordariomycetes, Hypocreales, Nectriaceae.
AUGGCUACUUCAGUUUAUCAAUCCCGACACAAGAGACUAUCUCGAAUUCGAUCUUUUCGAGCAUGCGUGACGUGUCAUUUGAAAAAGGUUCGAUGCGAUGCUAUGAGUAAUGGCAUUCCCUGCAACACAUGUUCUGCCUUCAAUGUCAAGUGCCAGGUGCCGGGCAUUGGGGAACAUCAGGCCAGGACUCUUGCCACCUUAGCAGGGAAGCGCUGCACCACAACCCAUACAGAUAUCUCAAACGGCCACAUAAACACGCCCGCCGCAAGCAGCCAGUCGAUUCAUGGACAUUCCUAUCAUGGUCAAGUUGUGUCCCUGCCUAAGUUUAAUGUUUCACCUGUCACAAACCCAGGCCAAGUGGUGUAUCUCGGAGAAUCCUCCGGCUUUAACCUCCUCGUCCGUGGCAAUCAUGGCCCUGUUGUGCAUUACCCAAUGCCUCAUGAUGCAGUUCAGAUGCCUUUGUAUGCUGGGCUGGACCCUCUAGAGAUGCAAAUCCUAAAACGAAGAGGAGCUUUUAUCUUACCUCCUAAAUCAUUAUGCGACGACUUGAUAGAGACCUACUUCACUUGGGUUCAACCGAUCGUGCCCGUCAUUGAUCGUACACAAUUCAUGUCGCGAUAUCGAGACGCCAAAAAUCCUCCUUCGCUACUCCUCCUCCAAUGUAUCCUACUUGCCGGCGCUCGAAUCAGCACCAACCCGCAGUUGAUGAAAGACGGAUCAACUUCAACUGCCGUGGCGACCUUUUAUCGACGCGCAAAAGCCCUCUACGAUGCUGACUACGAGCGCGACAGAAUCACACUGGUGCAAUCAAUGCUUUUAAUGGGUUGGUACUGGGCUGGUCCUGACGACAUAUCCAAAAACAUGUUCUACUGGAGCCAAUCUGCAAUCGUCAUUGCUCAGAAUUUUGGUUUACACCGUAACAUGGAUCAUUCGAGUCUCUCAAUAACCGAAACGAGGCUGCGGAGGCGUAUCUGGUGGACGCUGUUUACUCGAGAUCGCGCGUUGGCUGUCGCGCUGGGACACUCGGUUGCUAUCAACCUCGACGACUGUGAUAUCGACAUGGUGACCGAAAAUGAUUUCGUCGAGUAUGAAGGGAUUGGCAGCCAUGAAUAUCCGCCAGAUCCUAUUCACGUGGGCUUUUUCAUCCAGUACGUGAAGCUUUGCAAGCUUAUCGGACUUGUGGCGUCGAAAUACUCCAAAAAAUCCCAGCUUGGUCAAGACUGCACAGGCAGUAACUCUAUCGGAGCAACUUUAUCCAAAUGGUUAUUGGAGUGUCCUAUGGCCCUGCGUUGGGAGAGAUCAAGGCAUCAUUUUUGGUCCGCGAUACUACAAUUGCACUAUUUUAGCGCUUGCUGUCUCCUCCAUCGAGCAAGCUCUCCUCGCAACAAAAGAGCCCUGGAGGACACUAAGCAGUCUUAUGGAUCACGAGAUGGGGCUGUUCACGCUGCAAGCAUGAUUACCUCGAUUGUUGAAGUCCUCAGCUACAACCAACAGCUUCUCAGGUGUUCUCCAUUCAUCAUUCACAGCCUCUUCUCAGCCAUAGUCGUACAUCUACACGUUUCGAAUACGCCAAGUCCAUCUACCCGUAGACUUGCUUGUCGGCGACUUGGAGUGUGCCUGAGGGCCAUCAAAGACCUGGCACGAGUUUGGGCUGUGGGAAAAACGGUAUUUACUAUGAUCGAGACUAUUUCGGGCUUCAACGGUGAUAAAAAGCCGACACGUCCUAGUACCGACUUUUCGGCCGGCGAAGUCUUCGUCGAUCUAGGAUGUGCCUGCACUGCAGAUCAAGCUUGUAGCCCCAAUAAUCGAAGCCAAUCCAUUGACCUCGAGGACGACAUUCAAAUAUCACAGUGUUUGCAAAAAGGUAUCAAGACACCAGCCUAUGAAUCAAAUAGCCAAGCAAGCAUUCCAGUCGUUGAUGAGUUGGCUACACAAAGUUCCAAAGAUGAUGGCUAUCUUCAACAGUCCACACCCUUCGAAUCUACAACGCAGAUUGACUUCAACACUCUGCUUCCGGACUGGAAGGCUCCCUCGGAACCCAUGCCUGGCACAUUCUAUUCCGAGGACACAGCUAACACCUAUAUCCCGAUCCCAGAGGUGACUAUUCCCACAUGGGACCAAUUCCAGCUCGGAUGUCAGCAAGACUACGGCAUUUCCGUGCCGUGGGAUCUGGUCCUUGAUUUGGAGUGGCUAACAAAACCAAAUCCUGGCACAUUCUACAACAAACCGGACUUUAACUACGGCACAAAGAUAGUCGAACUCGAUGGGGCUUAUCCUACUGAUGAAACAACCCGCAAUCACGACUAUGGCGUCUUCUCUAACAUGGCUGUUGAUUUGUGA